ACUUAACUAGAGGUGUCAGUUUAGAUGUUUGAAGUGAGUUUAAUCUGUUUAAAAACUUGAGUAAUGUUAAUUUAUUGUGUCAAGACAAGUUGAAAUCUAAAUCGGAUUUUUUUUUUUUUAUUCGAUUUCAGAUUGGAUCGGAUGGGCGGGGUUUUGACACCCUUCAGUCCUACACCCAAUAAAGUACCCAAACGGCCAAUCCCAUACAGGCUUUGAAAUGGCGCCAAAUAAGAAGCUAAGAACCCAAUAAUGGCGCCAAAAAUGUUCUUAGCUAUGUAAUGUCUACUUUGUACUUUGUUAUUGACGAAAACAAAACCAAAAUCUAGAGUGAGAAGCGCCAGAAAUGGAAAACCGGGAGGUCAAAAAGCAGCGUCGGACAGUAGACUGGUCAGAAUUGCCGAAAGUGGUCGUCCUAAUAAUCGGCUUUUACCUAUUACCCGACGGCUCCAACUACCGGAGAUUCCGAGGAGUUUGCAGAAAAUGGCGUAAAUCUUCUCCUCCUUCAACUCAUUUUCUUUGUGCGACUUAUCCACGCAAUUUACCGACGCAAUUAGGUCGUUCUGUAAAUCUAAUUACAAAGAAGACCUGUCUUCUCUUUCCGAUUGAUAUUAAAUACAUCGGCAUUUUUCCACCCUGGUUAGUUACAGUUGAAGAAUUGAACCCUGGUAAGCUCGUAAUUCGUCAUCCUUUAACUGGUAUCAAGUUCGAUUUGAACGAUGAUUAUUUCCCCAAAACCCUAAAUUUGUUUAAUUUUCGAUUGGUUGCGAUGGAAUGUGGGUAUAAAUUGUGUCACCCAAAUGGCGAUGAAGAUGUGUUUUCUUCGGAAGUGACUGAUUUUUGCAGGAAUUGUCCAAUUAAGACGAAAACCCUAUAUUUUGGGUUGGAUUCAGUGGCUAUUUUGUCGCUUGAUCAAGGAGGGAUAUUAGGGUUUUUGAAUUUCAAUGGGGAAUGGAGGUUUUCGGAAUUGGGUCCCAAGUUUAGGCUCGACGAUAUAGAGUAUUACAAUGAGAAUAUUUGUGCUGUUAGUCAUGGAGGGCAAGCUUUGCUCAUUAGUAGUGUUGAUGGAAGGGUGAUUAAAGUGUUAUGUACAUUGCUUUCGAAGAAUGAUUUUGGGAAUAAACGCAAACUUUUGGCGGUUUAUGAUGAUGAAGUUUACUUGAUUGUUAGAAAAAUUUACAAGUUUUGGGUUUUUAAGAUGAAUGAAGAGUUGCAAAAGUGGGAAAGAGUUUAUGAUUUGGGGGAUAAGGUAUUGUUUGUGACUUAUGAUAAGUGUUUCUUUGUCAAUGAUGACGAGUUUCAUGGGGUUAAAGGGAAUUGCAUCGUAUUUCCUAAGAAUUGUUUUCCAACUGAGUUUGGAGAUAAUUCUGUUGAUGAUGAAUUGUUUCAAUCUCCAGAAAAGUAUCUAGAACUAGGUGUGUUUUAUAUGAAUAGCGAUAAUCCUAAGCUGAUGUCGCCAAAUGAAGAAUUGUCUGAUCUAUUUUGGCCGCCUCCUGAAUGGCUCAACCCAGAUUCAGAUAUAUGGCCGUUUAUACGCCGGUGUGAAGAAGGUGAAGAUGAAGAUGAAGAUGAAGAUGAAGAUGAAGAUGAAGAGGAAGAGGAAGAUGUAGAUUCUGAUAAUAAUAUUGGUUCAGAGUCCAGCUCAAAAGAACAUUCAAAACACGGGGAUGAUGGACAAGGUGCUGAGAAUCCGCCUUCAACCUCAAACCAAAAGGACACUCAUGUAGAAGAGGUCGUGUGUGAGAAUAAUGAUGUAUCAGUUCCCGCCACAAACUCUCUGGGUCAGGAUUAUGGAAAAGAUGCUGCAGAGAAGAAUAUCCAAGGAACUGGUGUCAUCUUGGACUUAGUUCCGCAUAAUCCAAGCCCGAAGCUAGUUAAUGUGGAUUCACUUCCUCUUAAUGCCUCUGCUAUUGAGAUAACUCAUGAUUGUGCUUCACUGGAGAAAUUCCAAGGGAUAGAUGUCAGCUCCAAUUUAGUCCCAGUUUUGCAGAAAAUAUGGGAUAAGCAUGGGAACAUAAUCAAAGGGCAUAUAGUUCAGAGUAACAGCCUUCUGACAUGGGCCUUGGAGUCGCUUGCAAAUAUGAUAAUUAUCCUUCAAAAAAAUACAGGGGAUUCCUUGAACAACUCCCAAGCUGAUUACCUGAACUCCACCUUAGCCGAUCUUCAAUUGAUGAAAUUCAGAUUAGACUGGCUAGUUCCUUUUGUCGAAAGGGCUGUGGCAGUUCACAAAAGCAAGUGCCAGAAAGCUAUUAUGAUCAACCUUGAGACAAGAAAGUCAAAGCUCCUCGCAGAAAUGCAUGAACUAGAAGAACAAAUGGUUCAGCAAGAAAAACUUAUGGCUGAGAGCCUGAUGAACUGUGCACCAUCAGUCUUGGAGAAGGGUUUAGCUGAAGGAUUAUGUUGAUUAUCUGAAUCAUGGUAUGUAUUUUUUACUUUUUGUUUUUAUUUUUUAUUUUUCAUUUCUUCCUCUCUUUUGAGGGAGUGUAUGACUGUAUUAGACUCAAUUUCGAUUUGUUUUGUUGUCAACAUGCCUUUGGCCUCAUUUUAGUUCUGAAUGGCUUUCAGUAACUUUUACAUCUUCAAAUCUCAGUUGGAUUUUUAAAGCUCUGUUAGGUUGCGAUCAAUAUAUUACACUAUUUGUGCACUACUUAGCUUGCUUGUAUGAGUUGCAUCAACAUGGUUCUUGUUGUUUCUGUUCUGAAUCAUCUGUCUGCCUUGUUGUUUUUAAUAUGUUUUAGAUAAAUAUAUUUAAAAACCACUAAAAUAUGAAGAAAAUAAGGACAUUUUAUGCAAAUUAUAAUUUGGAAUAGAGAGUUAUAUGACUACUACUAAUAAUAAAAUAAAAAAGCCAUAACAAACAACCAAUUAUUAAGAAAAGUAUUAUGAAGGAUGAACAAAGGAACCAACCCAUGGCAUGGCAUAACCAAAACGUGCCCAAUAGGUCCAAUCUUUGGGUAAACCAGAAAUUUCGAGCUUCUUGAACUCUCGACUUUGUAGAUCCAAAUGAAGAA
Molecule: messenger RNA, 3008 nt
Organism: Chenopodium quinoa (quinoa)
Lineage: Eukaryota; Viridiplantae; Streptophyta; Magnoliopsida; Caryophyllales; Amaranthaceae
Product: F-box protein SKIP23-like
Exons: 5
Coding region: 344-2401 (685 amino acids)
Source: RefSeq, a predicted model, not a curated record